CCAUUUUGAAAGCAGGGGGAUCAGGAGGAUUUAAAAACAGCAGCAGCAGUAGCAGGAGAAACUCAAAAGCAUAAGGAAUAAGUUGACUUCAAGUUUUCUGACCAAACACAGACAAGAAGAAAACAAGAUGGUUCACUGGCUGAAGAUCUUCACAGUUGUCAUGCUGUUUUGGAUGCACUUGGACACAACAUGUGGACAGUCUUGCACUGAGGAUCCUUGUCUGCCCAUUUGCACCAAGUGCCCAACCACUGCAUCCACUUCCAUUACAACUAAAGGGAUGAAAAAGAAGAAGAAAUCAAAAUCAACUCCAUCAGGGGGCAGGGUGGUAAUGCGGGAUCAGCCCCCAGCAGUGGAAAGACUGGUGGAGAUUCUGGCAGAUUUGACAGAAACCUCUCUUCCUUACGCCCUGGAUGCAUUCAAGAACCCUGCUGAUGUCUACCCUGGUCACCACCACCAUGCCCCCAUCCAACGGUACCCUCAUGGCCCUGCAGCUCCAGUACCACAGCACCACUACAACAGGAACCACCAGCACUACCACCACCAGCAGGGAAUGAGGAGACCAGCACGCCCUUCAUUCAGGCACCAUGGAAGGCCCAUGUCUUACAGGCGAGGCAAGUGGAACCAUCCACCACCACCACCACCACCACCUUAUAUGCAUGAUAAUUAGAUAAUGAAGGAUGAUUCAAAGGACAAGAGGUGAACAUAGCUCACCACGCAGAGACUCUUCCAAUAUGUGACUCAAGAGAACCAUUCUUAAGGGAAAAACAAUUGCAGUUUCAAGUCUGUUUUUUUUUUUUUAGAUUGAGAAAAUUUCCUUCUGAUUCACACCUGUUAGAUUUCAAAUGAUGGAUAUACUGCUGGAGAGCAAAUACAGUGAAAUACCAUACAA
Molecule: messenger RNA, 889 nt
Organism: Notodromas monacha
Lineage: Eukaryota; Metazoa; Arthropoda; Ostracoda; Podocopida; Cyprididae
Source: the annotation of a GenBank genome assembly